AUGAUAGAUAAAGAGCGAGCCCCAGAAUCUGUGCCUCUGUGCGAGCAGUGGGAAGCAGAUCUUGUCAUCUCCCUCUUCUCUAUACUGUCCCACGAGGUAGCUGUAUCUCUUCUCCGAGAUACACAGGAGCAGAAUGAGAGCCUCCUACACACCCUCUGCAGUGGCUUCUACCUCAGUGUGAAGAAAACAUUCUGCUGGUUUCAGAUAUUGGUGAAAGCACCCUGGCAAGUUAUGCCUCAGUCAUGGCACUGCUGGCUAACUAUGCUACCCUUCAGCUGCUCCUGGAAGCUACAGCUGACAAAUGCCUCCAAGAGAACUCUCUCCACAGAGAUGAGGUUAGGGUUGCAGCUGGAUGACUCAAAUGCCUUCCUGAUCAUUGACUAG
This is a messenger RNA of Opisthocomus hoazin, 384 nucleotides long. NCBI's taxonomy places the organism in Eukaryota, Metazoa, Chordata, Aves, Opisthocomiformes, Opisthocomidae. The record is from RefSeq and is a predicted model, not a curated record.